Schistosoma mattheei is the source of this 2982-nucleotide messenger RNA. The record is from the annotation of a GenBank genome assembly. Lineage: Eukaryota; Metazoa; Platyhelminthes; Trematoda; Strigeidida; Schistosomatidae.
CAGUUUGACCUUCAAGUGCUCGCAACCUUCAUUGGUGGACAAUACCCCUAAAGCGUUGCCUUAUUGUUUACCUGUGAUCAUAAGACCACUUCAGUUGCUGACCGUUUACCUAUCAAACAGUUUUCUUACAAUUCUGCUAACACCACGGCCUAAAAUCUUUCAACAAUCAUACACGUUCUAUGAUGCCUAACCCACUGAAAACUCUUUGUACAGUGUUUAUGUUCUAUUGUUUCUCAAUAUGCCUAACAUUUUUCAACAGCCGUUGUAUAAAAGUGUUCCCAUAUCCACUCUCAAUCACUUUACUGCACAUGAUCAUUAAAUUCUUAUUGUCAUGGUUCGUAAGGUGUGCACUAUCGUGGUUGUAUAACUGUCCAAGAAUAGAGCUUCCAUGGGCGAAGUACGUGAGGGUUGUUGCUGUCUCUGGGAUCUCUAGUGCCCUAGAUAUUGGUUGUUCAAAUUGGAGUUUUGAGUUCAUUACAGUAUCAUUGUACACAAUGACAAAAUCUACCAGCGUCAUUUUUAUUGUGAUGUUUUCUGUUUUACUAAAACAGGAGAAAAAGCAACCAUCCUUAGCCAUCAUUGUCGUUCUGAUUACCUGUGGGCUUUUUAUGUUUUCAUAUGAGUCUACACAGUUCAAUUACAUAGGAUUCCUUCUUGUUCUCGCAGCGUCAUUCCUAAGUGGAAUUCGAUGGUCUUUCACCCAGCUUGUCGUACAAGGACAAUGUUAUGGUCUUUCUCAUCCUAUUGAUUUUAUGUUCCACUCACAACCAUGGAUGGCACUGGCUAUUUUGCCCCUUUCUCUUUACAUCGAAGGUUUUGAACUCAUAACAGCAAAGAAUCUUUUUCGCACUGAUGCCUUUGAUCAGUUAAUAGGCGACUUAGUUCAACUAGGUACUGGAGCUUUGUUAGCAUUCGGUCUUGAAAUAUCAGAGUAUCUAGUUGUUAGUGCUACUUCAAGUUUGACUUUAUCAGUUGCUGGUAUAUUUAAGGAAGUAUGUACUUUGUACCUUGCUGCAAAAUUUAAUGGAGAUAAUAUAUCUUUCGUUAAUAUGAUUGGCUUCGUCAUCUGUUUGUGUGGAAUCACUCUUCAUAUAGUUGCAAAAGCUGUUAACAGUAGCAAGUACGUCGGAGAAAAGUAUCGUUCAUGAGCGAAAAAGUUAAAUCAGGAAUACCAAUUUUACUGAAAAUUUUUGAAUCUAUACUUUUUAAUUUUCAUAUUUAUUCAUGCUUCAUUUUUCAGUCAAUUUUGGUUAACGGAUAAAUAAUAAAAUAAUAAACUAUUGUCGUCCUUCUAAAUUACUGCUCACCUAUUAUAGUGAAAGCUGUGAAUGGUCGUUUUUUCAACUCUGGAGACUAACAUGUUCGCAACCUAGACGUGCGCUUGACAUUGUUAGUCGAAUCCGAAAAUCUCUAAGUUGAUUGUUGUUCAAACAUCAAAUUGAUAAUUCCUUUAUUUCACGCAAAAAUACUGAGACAAAAAGUCACUAAAACAUAUAUACAACACAUGAUAAUAAAUGAGAUUGCAUACAUAUAGAGAAAGGAAGCUAUGAUGAAUAACAAGUAAGUGACUGAAAGCAGUGCAGUUAAAAAAACAACCAGAAAGAAUUCUUUCGGUCAGAAAAGUUACUCUCACUUUUUUGAAGGAAGUUACAGUAGAAUCGCCACUAGCUUCCGUUCUGAGGCAUGUCCGAUAACGUUACAAGCUAGUGUGUUUCCCCAUCUGUAAGGCCACAAUCAGAAAGUCGUGAAGGACCAACAGAUGCUAGUCCUGUCCCUGUCUUUAGAUACACAACCUAUGGAUUCAAGUCUCCGGCUAGCACCACAAUAUCUGUCGAACGCACUUCCCUAUAGGAGAACACCCAGCUAGUGGUAGGGAUUAUCCGUGAUCGUAUCCUGCCAGUAAUCUGUUGAAGCGUAGGUGGAGAUGACGAUAUGACAUCAUUUCUCAUACGAUUUCUCCUCACAUUGACGGAGUUUUCUACUUUAACAGCACAAAACCAAUUUCAAAUGGGGUCCAGUGGAUUAGUGCUGCCUCGACUCUAGCGCUUAGUGUGGCACCCACGCCACCAAAACCAGACGAAGGCGCCAGUGUCUCCGAAUAAACGCACGUGGAACGAGUUUUUCGAGGUGAAAGAGGGCGAAUUUACAAUACUUCACUAGUCUUGAAUACUGUUCUCGGACAGACAACAGACGUUGAUUUUGAGACUUUCUAAAGACAUAAGAAACCCUAUUCGUUUCCCGUUCUGCACUAGUGUGCGAACGUUAGAGGCCAGUUUGAAUGGCAUAUGUGGUUUCAGAAAGGCUGGUUCAGAAUUCGUAUUCGGUGGUAGCAUUCACUUUUCUACCUAUCAGUAACUUGAGAUCGUUUAAAUAGAACAGGGUUUCCACCAUUGGUGAGCUGCUGUAGGAGUUGAAGUAUAAAGAGGUAUACAAGGUGGGAAUAAAAGCGUAUACAAGUGACGUAAUAUAAAAUGUCGGAUAUUAAAAAAAUGGUUUUGAGUAUGAUUUGCGAGGAAGAAUAUUAGAGCGUGAAUAGUUUUUCUAGCCAUAGUCACCAUUUAUUUUAUGAGUGGGCUCGGACACUACCUGAACCAAACAGGUGGUUUCACUCCGAGCCUUUGACCUAGGAGUCUAAUCCACAAGUCAGUGGAUCAAUGUUAGGAAAUACAGUCCUAUGAUAGCCAGUGAUUGAGAAUAGUUUCAUAUUACCAUUUAUCUCCUUUGAAUCACUGAGCUUGUGUGCACCAUUGGUUUGAAAUCAAGAUUUCCCAACUUCUCUAGGUGGAUCCUCCGUAUUCACCUACCCGGGUUGAUCACCAGAUAUUUGCUUUUCGUCCUCUUGAUUUAGAAAUCAUGACUGCCACGAAAAUCCAAAAAGUUCUUGAGUCUAUACUUCCAUUAUCUUAGCUACUCCGGAGGUCUUUUGUAAGCCUUCAUUGUCAUGACUCUGAAUAUAACGAAUCCGUAAUCGCUCACUUAAUA